ACGGCGUCUGAAAGCAGCAGCAGAAGAAAAGUGACGUCGCUCCAGGUUUCAAAGGGUUAAAGAAGCUGCAGAGUAAAAGAGGGAAGUUUCAGAUGAAACCUGAAGCUCUGAGCAGCUGACGGCUAUGGCAAGCCGUAAGUGCCGAAUAUUGUCACUUUGCACACUAGGAUGCUGCUAUUUGCAGUGUUUUUUUGGACAGAACGCGUUUUGCAAAAUGACAAUAUUUGGCACUCUGGGAUUGCGAUAGGCAUGCAGCUGCAGACGCCGCGCAGCUGCAGACGCCGCGCAGCUGCAGAUGCCGCGCAGCUGCCGACGCCGUGCAGCUGCUGACGGCGCAGCUUGUUUUCAGAAACUGAUGGCGCUGAUGAAUCCAAAAGACGAAGAGGAGAAACAGGAAAAGGAAGAAGAUCUGAGCCGUAUGCAGACGGACGUCACCGAUGAGGAAAUGGCCCUGAGGUACGAGAGUUUAGUGGAAAGCAUGAAAAAGAAGUUUGCAAAGAAGCGAGAGCGAGCGGCGGCAGAAGAGGACGACGUCAACCAGAACGUCCCCGAAAGCAAAACAAAGAGAGUCUUUCUGAAGCCGCAGGACUGAACCCAACAUGUGAUGGACUCUAUUUUUAUCUGAAAGACUCAAAAAAGAAGUUUUUUCCUUCAGAAACAGAGCGACGGCGAGCGGAGUGAGGAGCGUUUUAACGCUGAGUGGAUGUUAUAUAUCCUGUUUUUUAAAGAAACGAUGUCUCUGAGAGGCUGUCCGUGUUUUUACGGUCUGCGCUGCAGGACGACCUGCAUUAAAUCAUCGCUCCGUGUG
Messenger RNA from Plectropomus leopardus (leopard coralgrouper), 808 nucleotides. The record is from RefSeq and is a predicted model, not a curated record. NCBI's taxonomy places the organism in Eukaryota, Metazoa, Chordata, Actinopteri, Perciformes, Serranidae.